AGAGGUCUCCAACUGUGAUGCCUCUAGGGUCUGGGCAGGCCAUGUGAAUGACAGCAGGGGGCACAUGGGCCUGCGGUGACCCAGGGAGCCCUUGCUUGGCCCACCCUGCAGCUGCUCUCUGUUUUUGCUGGUUGUUGCCAAGAAAGGUUUGUGGGCCCCUGUGGCCGCUCUUCUGAUGUUUAGAGAGUAGGGAGCAGGCUUUUGUGUCACAUCUUCUGAUGUUUUCAAUGCUAGUGAUUGAUGCACAGUAGAAAAAAAUCUCUGUGCAGGCCAAGUCGAAUCCAUUUGCAGGUUGUGUGGGCCCAGAGUCUGCCCUGCAAACCCGGGACUGUGGGGCUGUUAAGGUUUCUUGUUGAUCGUGCCAUACGAUGUCCUCACCUGUAAAUGGUGGUGUGAUAUACGGUCCCUGCUCACAGAGCUGAAGAAUGUGUGGGCCCAAGCAAUCAUGGAAGACUCCUUGGAGGUGGUGCCAUCAGCAGGAGAGAGAGUUUGGUUGUGGGCAGUAUGGAAGGGGAGGAGAAACAGAUCAUGAGCGUCUUGUUAUUCAUCGAGCACUCGGUAGAGGUGGCCCAUGGCAAGUCGUCCUGCAAGCUCUCCCAGAUGGGCUACCUCAGGAUCGCCGACCUGAUCUCCAGCUUCCUGCUCAUCGCCAUGCUCUUCAUCAUCAGCCUGAGCCUGCUGAUCGGCGUAGUCAAGAACCGGGAGAAGUACCUGCUGCCCUUCCUGUCCCUGCAAAUCAUGGACUAUCUCUUGUGCCUGCUCACCCUGUUAGGCUCCUACAUUGAGCUGCCCGCCUACCUCAAGUUGGCCUCCCGGAGCCGUGCUAGCCCCUCCAAGUUCCCCCUGAUGACACUGCAGCUGCUGGACUUCUGCCUGAGCAUCCUGACCCUCUGCAGCUCCUACAUGGAAGUGCCCACCUAUCUCAACUUCAAGUCCAUGAACCACAUGAAUUACCUCCCCAGCCAGGAGGAUAUGCCUCAUAACCAGUUCGUCAAGAUGAUGAUCAUCUUUUCCAUCGCCUUCAUCACUGUCCUUAUCUUCAAGGUCUACAUGUUCAAGUGCGUGUGGCGGUGCUACAGAUUCAUCAAGUGCAUGAACUCGGUGGAGGAGAAGAGAAACUCCAAGAUGCUCCAGAAGGUGGUCCUGCCGUCCUACGAGGAAGCCGUGUCUUUGCCAUCGAAGACCCCAGAGGGGGGCCCAGCACCACCCCCAUACUCAGAGGUGUGACCUUCGCCAGGCCCCAGCCCCGGUGCUGGGAGGGGUGGAGCUGCCUCAUAAUCUGCUUUUUUGCUUUGGUGGCCCCUGUGGCCCGGGUGGACCCUCCUGCCCCUCCCUGGCAGGACAAUCUGCUUGUGUCUCCCUCGCUGGCCUGCUCCUCCUGCAGGGCCUGUGAGCUGCUCACAACUGGGUCAGCGCUUCAGGCUGAAUCACUCCUCGGGUCUCUCCAUAAUUCAGCCCGACAAUGCUUGGUUUAUUUCAAUCAGCUCCGACACUUAUUUAGACGAUUGGUCAUUCUAAAGUUGGUGAGUUUGUCAAGCAACUAUCGACUUGAUCAGUUCAGCCAAGCAACUGACAAAUCAAAAACCCACUUGUCAGUUCAGUAAAAUAAUUUGGUCAAAAAACAGUCUAUUGCAUUGAUUUAUAAAUAGUUGUCAGUUCACAUAGCAAUUUAAUCAAGUAAUCAUCAAUUAGUUACCCCUUAUAUAUAAAUAUAUGUAAUCAAUGUAUUCAAAUAGCUUGCUUAAAUGAUAAUCAAUUAGCCAACCAUGAGUCAUUUAGAAUAGUGAUAAAUAGAAUACAUAGAAUAGUGAUGAAAUUCAAUUUGAAAAAUCAAGUUAGCCUCCAAACCAUUUAAUUCAAAUGAACCCACCAACUGGAUGCCAACUCUGGCGAAAGUAGGACCUCUGAGUGGCUGUGUAAUUGUUAAUUCAAAUGAAAUUCAUUUAAACAGUUGACAGACUGUCAUUCAACAAUUAGCCCUAGGAAAUAAUAGUUAUUUCAUCAUAAAACAGUCCCUUCAAACACACAAUUGUUCUGCUGAAGAGUUGUCAUCAACAAUCCAAUGCUCACCUAUUCAGUUGCUCUGUGGUCACUGUGGCUGCAUAGCAGUGGAUUCCGUGAAAGGAGUCAGUUCAGUCACAGUCAUUUUAGUGAUGAGCUGCCAGUCUAUUCCCAGGUGAGGCCGUCGCUGGCCAUUCAGUCGAUUCAGUCAUAGGCGAGUCAGUUUUGCCCGAGGCUUGUGGUCAAGCAAAAAUUCAGCCCUGAAAUCGGGCACAUCUGUUCGUUGGACUAAACUCACAGGUUAGUUCAGUCAAAGCAGGCAACCCCCUUGUGGGCACAGACCCUGCCACUGGGGUCAUGGUGGUUGUGGAGCCGGGGAGGUUUGGCCCUAACAGCCCUCCUGUGCCUGCCUCCCUGUGUGUCGGGGUCCUCCAGGGAGCUGACCCAGAGGUGGAGACCACGGGGGCAGGGUCUCUGGGGACUGUCGGGGGGUACAGAGGGAGAAGGCUCUGCAAGGGCUCCCUGGCAAUACCCCCUUGUGUAAUUGCUUUGUGUGCGACAGGGAGGAAGUUUCAAUAAAGCAGCAACAAGCUUC
Molecule: messenger RNA, 2596 nt
Organism: Symphalangus syndactylus (siamang)
Lineage: Eukaryota; Metazoa; Chordata; Mammalia; Primates; Hylobatidae
Gene: LAPTM5
Product: lysosomal protein transmembrane 5
Cellular component (GO): lysosomal membrane
Source: RefSeq, a predicted model, not a curated record